CUCAUAUUUCUGAAGCUGUUACUUUAGUUAUUAUCUAACUACAUUGGAUUGAGUGUUGGUUUUCUUUCAGAAGUGAUUUAUAGUUGCACCAACAGGUUAUAGUUAGUAUCAGAUUCAUUGAUGCCUCUUCAAAGCACACCAAUUUUAUUGCAUUAAGGAUAGUACUUUGUGACAAAGAUGGAGGAUGUACCUGCAAUGAAUUCAAUUUCUGCUGCUGGUGGUGAGGAUCUUGGUGCUGAUCAUGACGGCAGUCUUAACUCAGGAAUAGUAAAGCCUGAGCCGUUUAAUGACUUGAACAUCAAACCAGAAAAUGUUGAGGAGUUUUUUGGAGUCAAGGAGGAGAGGGAGUUAUUUUCCAUGGAUGAUAUUGAGUUUGACAGCAACAGCCACUCAGCUACUGGUGGUCCUGAAGCUUCACUAUCCCAAGCUUCAAGAAUCUAUAAGGAAGAUGGUGAAGCUCCUGAAGUAAAUCAUGGCAUCAACCAUAACAGCAGUGAUAAGGAAGACUUAAUCACUAAAACUUCAAAUACUGAGCCUGAUAAAGAGCCUGUGUCAUCAGUUAAAUUGCUCAUAGUGCUGCACAAGAUAUCGGCUGCGGACGUUGAUCAGUUGUGUGCUGAACAUGACAUCAGUCCACAUUCAGCUGAGAGCUGCAAACAGAUGUUGCAUCCAAAGGAGUCCAGUGAAUUACCAGCUAUCCAUAAGCAGAAGUCUCUUCAUGGAGCUGAAGCAGGACGAACCAAGCCAAGUAGGAUGUGUCAGCUCCAUGGAGUUGGGAAUGAAGAUUCAUCUCCCGUGGAUAGAAAUUUGGUUGUGAUAAGUCCCACCACUGCAACUGUUGAUUUAAAGACGAAGCAACGUCCAUCAUUGAAAAGUGAAGUGUUUAAGGCAUCAUCUGAUAAAACUGUGGUGCCAUCUUCACAUCACAAAACUGAUGUGUGCAAAGUUGCCAGUAGAACCUCAGGGACUUCUCUGCACACAACUCUACACUCAAAAUUGAGGCCUCGGAACUAUUCUCAUUGCAGAUUGUCUGCCAGUCAGAAAUGUAGUCUUUUUCAGCCCUCGGCUUGUGUUAAGAAAAUGAAGCCUCUCAACUGUAAUGGUUGCUCCCAUGCUAACUGUAAUAAAUUGCAUGUGGUGGGACCUGAAUCUAAUGUUAAAUCUAAUUCUGAAUUGAAGUGUCAUAAGUGCUCUGUUUGCACCUAUGCAACCAGUAUAAAAGGUAAUCUAACUCAACAUGUUGCAGCUGUUCACAAAAAUGUGAGGCCUCAUAAAUGUAACAUCUGCAGCUACUCAAGCAGUCAGAAAAGUCAUCUAACUCAACAUGUUGCAGCUGUUCACAAAAAAUUGAGGCCUCAUAAAUGUAACAUCUGCGGCUACUCAAGCAGUCGGAAAAGUCAUAUAACUCAACAUGUUAAUGCUGUUCACAAAAAAUUGCAGCCUCAUAAAUGUAACAUCUGCAGCUACGCAGCCAGUCUGAAAAGUAAUCUAACUGAACAUGUUGCAGCUGUUCACAAAAAUGUGAGGCCUCAUAAAUGUAACAUCUGCGGCUACUCAAGCAGUCGGAAAAGUAAUCUAACUAAACAUGUUGCUGCAGUUCACAAGAAUUUGAAGCCUCAUAAGUGAAACAUCUGCUGCUUGAGUAGCUGCAGAUCUCAUAAAAGUGAUCUAACUCAACAUGUUGCUGCAGUCUUAAGAAGUCCUAUGCAUUGUUGUUGUAUUGUUGGAAUAGAGGAAUAUCUUCAAUGGUAAUCUACAAGUUCAAGUCAAUCAGAUCCAUAGAAAGCUUACUACUUAUUCUCUGUUAACCAACCCCAGCUUGUUAUCAUUUAGGACUGCCAUGUUCAGUGUUUGACAGAGAUAUUUCUUCAUUGAAUUGGUGUGUAUCAUUGAAAUCAUUGGUGACCAUGGAAAAGACUAUUUUUUGCCAUAUUUUUUAUGUUGCAUUUUCCGUUCAAUAAAGUAGCCAUUAGAAAUAACGGGAGUAAGAAAUUUAAUUGUUUUUCAAGCUCAUCGUCUAUUUGUUUAAUAAUCUUUGAUGGAGAUACCAAAUGAGUGAUGUUUUAUGUGAUUUCUGCAGUCUUGAAUGACAACGUUGUUUGGUGCAUGUCAUGACAUGUCAUCAAAUUUCUUCAUUUAUAAAUGUCAGAUGCUUGUGUUCAAUGUUGAUAAGUUUUAACAGUUCAUGAUGGUCAGGGAUAUGAUCAAAAUGCGACCCGGCAGAUUUAAAGUAUAGUAUGCACAACAGAAACUCGCAAAUAUUUUCUAGAAGAAUUGUUUCUUUAGAAGAGAAUAGUUUCUACUGUAACAAUAGGUUGAUGUCAUUUUCACUCUAUUUCAUGGAAAUCAUACCUAGAUCACUUCUGCACUCAUUGUGUUUAGCUAAACUUGACUUUUAUUGCAAUAAAAUGCAAUAAAAUUACUAUUUUA
Messenger RNA from Hyalella azteca, 2430 nucleotides. Its product is annotated as zinc finger protein 808-like. The record is from RefSeq and is a predicted model, not a curated record. The transcript is spliced from 5 exons. Bases 178 to 1626 code for a protein of 482 amino acids. Gene Ontology annotation, molecular function: DNA-binding transcription factor activity, RNA polymerase II-specific; RNA polymerase II cis-regulatory region sequence-specific DNA binding. Gene Ontology annotation, cellular component: nucleus. Gene Ontology annotation, biological process: regulation of transcription by RNA polymerase II. Lineage: Eukaryota; Metazoa; Arthropoda; Malacostraca; Amphipoda; Hyalellidae.